CAAGUGUCUGUGUUUUCGGGUGCGUGCUCGCCUUUGAGUGUGUGUGUGUGCGCCUCCAAAAGUGUUCAAUGUAAAAAUAAAAUAUCCGAUUAGGUUUUCUUUCAAGCACAACAAAAGCAACCUUGAAAAGGCAGCCAAGAAUCGCUUUUCUUCUGCCUUUCGGCUAUUUUUAUGCGUGUGGAAAUGCCUGAAAAGAUUUUCAAGUGUCCAAUCGGAAAACUCUCGUCGCGCAAUUGGAAAUACACCUUGGUCAUUUCCCUCCAUUGACGUGUGUGUCGGUAAUUGUCUGCAUUUCCAUUUACAUUCGGGGCGUGAUCAGCCAUUCUUGAACAGAAAACAAAAGUGUUGUUCGUUAAUAGUUCACAGUUGGGGCCAAAAUAAUAGUUGUCUUUUAAAUAAGUCCGUUAUAAAUGCUAAUUGACCGCAACUUUGAAUGAUUUUCACACCUUCGUUCGGUAGGUAGGAAGCAAAGCAAAAGGAACCGACUUUACGCACAAAAAAAAAGCAACCUUAAAGCGCAGCAGGAUGUGGAAAGCGAAGUAGAAAGGGCAGUAGACGACAGACAGCACGCAACGAAGGCCGGAAAACGUGUAGAAAUGACUCGCUAAUUAAUUAGCUAAAUAGGCAGAAAAACAGCGGCGAAAGUAGGUGUACCUUCCUAACACAACAACAACCACAACAAAAACUCCGAUUUGUUGCAAAAUUUAUAUCAGCGAAGGCUUAAGAUGACAUCAUACGCAAAUGACACAACUACCGCGGCACCAGCUCCACCAACAACAACUACGGCCACAUCAGCUGGCGAAGCACCAGUGGGAGCAGGAGUAGCAACAACAACAGCAGCAGGCAACGCCUCCCUGUCAGCUGUUGGGGACAUGGUCACAGCAUCUGAUUCAUCCAAGGCCAAGAGCGGGGACAACCUAUCCAUCGGACGAACGGUGUACGCCGAGGAAGAUGGCAACAGCAGCGAUGGACGCGAAAAGGCUGAUACAACGCCGGAGAACCUCAAGAAAAUCACGGAAAUCAUUGACAGUCCAGAUGGAUCCAAUCCGGCCACCUCCCCGCUUGCCUUGUCACCCCGUCACGUUCAGCUCAGGAAUCCAACAGCAAAUCCCGGUUAUGUAGGCCUCGGAGCGGCCAUUGACGAGUCCUGCGGCAAGUUUUGCCUUGGCAAGCCGCCACCAUCGCCGGCCGAAAAAGCGGCGGCACAAAGUAGAGCGCACCAGCAGCAGCAACAUGGCAGUUCUCCGAAGUCGGCUCCCGAUGAGGAGGAGAACUCGAGCGAGUCGAAUGCUACCACGAAAGCAGCUCUGGCCUUCACCAUUGAUCACUUUGACGAUGCCUCGGAGAACGAUGCAGCGGCUCAGGCGGCGCGCUACAAAAAUAUGAUGGAGCGCUUCCAGAAUCGACACAAGCGCGGUGCCUCCAUGUCAAAGCUAGAGACGGAGAAAGAUAACAACAAUACCAACACCACCACAACCUCAAACAGUGGACGACACUCACAGCGCAGCAGCUUGGAUGCAGGGAGCAGCAUGGCAGACGACAUAUCCUCCCUGACAGCAGCCACGCCCUCCAGCGAACAGGCGCCUCCAGUCCAAGUGAAGAUGCGGGUGAGAGAUCGUAGUGCGUCCCGGGUGAGAGAUGCCUCCAAGCGGCACAGUUGGUCGCCUAGGAGCUCCGCCAAUGCAGCAGAACCAGCACAGGCAGCGGCAGCACCAAGACCCGCAAGUAGAUCCAAACUGCCAGCACCGCCGGCGGCUACCAAGGGCACAACCAAUCUGGUGGCCAAUCGAACGACCAAUCAGUUUACACCACGCUCCACGGCCAUGCAGCUGGCCCUGCGCCAGGUGGAGAUGCUCUGUCCAGAGCCACCGCUGGCGGAUGGUAAAAAUCUAGGAGAUGAUGCAGUGAGUGAGGCGGGAACUUAUACUCUUGACGGGGAUAACUACACGGAGGAGCAGAAGGAUCUCAUGAAUAUUGACAGGAAUGGCAAGAAGGUAGGAGGAGGAGGAAGAGGAGGAGCAGGAGGAGGCGGAGGAGGAGAUGCUGCUGUCAAAAUGCGUCCCAAACAAUUGCCAGUCAAGGCAAAUCGAGGCAGCAAUGUCCUCGAGGUGAACUUCUACCAUGAAACGCCGCUGCAGGAGCAAUUGCCACCAGCUCAAAGAAGCUCAACAGGCGCCUACUUGGAUCAACUAAAAAGUCGCGUGCUGCGUCAGCCGGCUCCCCUAUCGCCACCCACUCCCCCCUCGCCGGCAGCGGAUGUUGGGUGCUUCACAAGUGUCACCACUAGUGGCGUGCUGGCCAAACAGCGUGCUUUGGACACCCAUCCCAAGCUCACCCGGCACUCGCAUAGUCUGUCUACCUCGCAGAUCGAUAGCUCCGAGUAUGUGAGCAAUGAGGCCAAGUUGAGGCAUACCCAGGCUUUGGCUGGUUCGGCCACCGAUCGCCAGAAGGCUGAAUAUCGCCUGAAUGUGUUCACCACCAGCACCAAUCAGCAGCAGCAGCAUCAUCAACACCAACAUCAUCAGUUUCCGGAGACGCCCACCACGCCAACAAGCACAACUCAGGGUUCAGAGGCCGCCCUCCUGCAGACGGCACAGACCAAGCAGGAUUGGAUUCAGGAAUGGGCACGUAAUGCUCGAGCUCGGAGUCUGGCGCAGGAUGUGAGUGGUACGAGCGCCAGUCGCCGGAAACAACAGCAGCAGCAGCAGGCCCAGGCACAGCAACUAAUGACACGCAGCUACAAUUGCUCGGACACCGGCGGCGACUCCUUGACGGACGACAGCCUCAGCCUGUACAACCAACAGCAGCAGCGUCAAUAUGCCGCUGCCGCCAAGCUCAAUCGUAGCUUAGCCGAGCGUUAUCGCCUGCUGGGUGACUGUGACUACGCCAGCGAUCCGGCAUUGUGCAGCCAUGGCGGCCAGGGGCCCAUGGAGCCACCAUAUAAGCCACCCAAAAGCCCCAGCAAAAUACCGUCACCGCUGCACACGCUGGGACGUGCGCGCAGUGCCAGUCGCUCGCGGCCGCCAACGGAUGCGUAUUUAGAGCAAACGGCUGCCGCUAUAAGCAACCUGCAGCAGUCACUCUCUCGCCGGAGCUCUGUCAAGUCGCCGGCUCAGAGCAGCCCGCAGCAUAGCCUGGAAUCUGGGAUGAUGGGAGCUGGAGCAGGCGGUGGCUACAGGCGAUCGCCUCUCCACCGGGCUCUAAUGACCAGCAGCAUCAAUGAGGCGCAGCUGCAGUUGCUGACCAGUGGGGAGUAUUUGCUGAAGCAGUUGCGUCGCCGCAAGAACUCCCUGGAAUAUGAUCCUGGCCAGGAGGUGGAGCAGGAUGAGCAGGUAGCUCCCACCAGUCCCCUGUCGCCGCUGCGUCGUUCAACCAGCUUCCAGCAGCAUCAGCAACAGGGACAGCAGCCAGUAAGGCAAGCACGUCCGAAUUUCCAGAACCUGUACACACCGCCCGCUGCCCGACAUGCCCACGCUUUGAGCACUGCCCACCAGCAGCAGCAGCAGUUGAAGAAAUCCGCCAGCAGCAACAACUUUGAGCAGGCCUACAGCGACUAUGACAAUGAGUUGCAGUACUACAUCAACGAUGAGGAUGAAAUGGGCACUACUGGGGCCUACUAUUCCAGCAACGAAGAGGAGGAGAUGGAGCAGGAAGGCAACCAGGGUGCAGUGCCUCUAAGCAACACGCGCAUGAACAAGGCUUUGCUGAUGCGAAUAGAAAGAAGCAAGCAACGUGUAGCCGGCGGAGGACCACCGGCUCCGGUGAAACCCACUUCAGCGCCAGUUGCUGGCAAGCUGAGCCUGGCACAAAGUGGAGCUGGUCUGGUGGCCUGCCCCAACACACCAGAGAUGCCGCGACGCGGUAUAAAAAGUGCACCAAGAGCAGCGCCAGGAUCUGGAGGUACACGUAACACACGCCAAUCCAUGCCCAGGGAGACGAGUCUCAGUCGUUUGGCCCAGCAGGUGCCCAGUUCGCUGGCCAAUGCCAAAAAGCAACUACUGCAAACGGCCAAUGCGGGUGUAAACUCCAAUCCUAGCGGGGGUCAGCGGGUGCAGCCAAAAUAUCUGGACAUCUCCAAGUACAAGUCAGCGCAGUCGAAUAAUUUUCUGCGUAAAAACGAUUCCAAGAGCACUUUGAAGCCGGCGGAUCAAAUGAAACGGAGUCCCAGUGCCUCCUCCAUGGGUCUUAGUCGAGGAGAGGGAACGAGAGCGAGCAAUAGGAGUGUGCGGAGUGCAGCCUCUGCCAUGAACACGAGCACGACUUCCUUGGGUGGUGGGACUAGCGGAGGCAGAGCCUCUUCUGCUGUGCGGCGUGAUCUCUCAGUUAACAAACAAAAGGAAGCCGAAAUGGCCAUGUGGAAGAGACGCUCAACUUAUGAUCCCAUGAAGGCGGCCGCCGAGGAUCGCCGCAAAAAGGAGGAGGCGCGUCGUGCCCAAAACAACCAGGCUCAGCGACAAAUGAACGAUUUGGCCGAUGAGGAAGUGCCUUUUGAAAGUGUGCUGCGUCCGGCCAACAAUCUAACCAUCACGAGCGGCGGCGUCAGCUACAGUCCGCGAAAUUCCAUGGAAAACGACGCCUGGACGCUUGGUGAGUCCUCCGAGUUUGGGGAGUAUCCCGAUGACUAUGAUGAGAACGAGGAGGUGGACGAGGAGGAUGACCAUGAUGAUGACUAUGUAGGCCAGGAGUCUGAUGAUGUUUUUGAAGCGGAGUCCGGCGAAGCUGCAGCCCAGUAAAUGAAACACACACACAAAACCAGCAACAGUGAUAUAUAUAAAUUUCGAUACAUAACUAUAUAUACUAUAUAUAGACAUAUGUAUAACAUAUUGUAUUUCUUAGCAAUCGAUGAAGAAGCUAUAAUAGGCAUAAUCAAGCUUCAUUACUAGAUUUAAAGCUGGCUUGAUUUAUCUUUUUUUGGUUUAUUUAUAAUUUAAAAACCGAAAAUCAUCGAAUAAUCGUAAUAAAAUGGAAUAUAUGCCAA
This is a messenger RNA of Drosophila kikkawai, 4978 nucleotides long. Its product is annotated as serine-rich adhesin for platelets. Lineage: Eukaryota; Metazoa; Arthropoda; Insecta; Diptera; Drosophilidae. The record is from RefSeq and is a predicted model, not a curated record.